GAAGAAGAGGGUGUACCUGUAUUUUGUUAUUCAUUCUUAUGGUAUUUUCAUUUAUAUUAAGUAGUAAUUUUGAAAGAAGGUUAUCGCAAUACUAAUGAUACCUAUAAUUACUUUGACCUUGUGUAUGUUUCAAGGUUUGAAAACUUUGAUAAUGUAAAAAUUUCUCAACCUUAGUUUCAAACUUGUAAAUUUGAACAUUUCUAAAUAUUUAUAUCUGAAAACUGUUUACUGAAUACUUCUGUUACCCACUGUACAUGUCUCCUGAAGUUUGAAGCAUUAAUUUUAACAAGACACUCGAGGGCUAAAAGAAAUUAUAAACAUGGACUGCAAAGAGGAAGAGCCGGAGAAGAAGAAUGUCUUCCAUUUGAACAUUUUAAUUCCCCUCAUUAAAAUUUUGGACAUUUACAUGCCCGUUAAGAAAGACUUAAGUCCAGAUGAAUUUUGCAUCAUGCUAUUUUCGAAGAAGGUACAGAAAGAACGGUGCGAAUUCGACUACGAUUUUCUGAAAGAACGUUUUGAUAAUCUUGAAGAUCUUAAGGCGUUGUCAACUUCGGAGCAGGAUUUAAUCGUCGAUUUGUUCAUGAACAUUGUUCGUUAUGAUUUGUUCUUGAAAGCUAUAAGCAAAGACUUUUUGGAUCAUGUUCGUUGUCGCAAUUGUGAGUUGCAUGAAUUUAUGGUGCUCGUGUACAUUCUGUCAUACAGAAUCAUCAAUCUCUUCUUCGAAGAGUCAAUCGACUGCUUCGUUCAUUUCAAAGUGAAGAGAAUAUUGUCCCUAGUCGUUUAUCUUCUUCGUUCAGAAACGUCAGAUCAGUUCUAUGAAAAAGGUUGCCUGUCGUUCGAGGAAGAUUUCGUAGAACAAAAACUUGUGCUGCCAUUUUUAGACGCCACAUCAUGCUUAGAGAAACUUCGGGAUCAGUUAAGAGAAUAUAUACGAAAGAUGAAGAGACCUAAACCGAAAUUGACGAUUCCGUUGUUUAUGAACGUUUUGAAUCGACCGAGACCGCCGACGAAGGCGCCUCCUCCCACACCUGAAGUGAGUAUUUAUUUCACUCACUUUUUGAGAUUUUUGAGAAUUAUUUGUGAACGAUUAGCUAACUUUUAAGGAUGAAAUAAAUUGUAAUAAAAAUUGUUGCAUUGACUAUGAUAAUUGUAGGAUAUUAAUUCUUAUUGUUAGUGUUAUUGUUAAUUAAUUUUCAGUUUUUAAAGAUGACUUCAAAG
Messenger RNA from Megachile rotundata (alfalfa leafcutting bee), 1218 nucleotides. Its product is annotated as cilia- and flagella-associated protein 99. The record is from RefSeq and is a predicted model, not a curated record. Lineage: Eukaryota; Metazoa; Arthropoda; Insecta; Hymenoptera; Megachilidae.